This is a messenger RNA of Piliocolobus tephrosceles (Ugandan red Colobus), 1677 nucleotides long. It is a transcript of the gene KLHL23, whose product is annotated as kelch like family member 23. Lineage: Eukaryota; Metazoa; Chordata; Mammalia; Primates; Cercopithecidae. The record is from RefSeq and is a predicted model, not a curated record. Bases 1 to 1677 code for a protein of 558 amino acids. Gene Ontology annotation, molecular function: protein binding. The transcript has 3 exons.
AUGGCUUUAAAAGGACAAGACGAUUAUAUUUAUCUUUUCAAGGAUUCAACACAUCCAGUGGAUUUUCUGGAUGCAUUCAGAACAUUUUACUUGGAUGGAUUAUUUACUGAUAUUACCCUUCAAUGUCCUUCAGGCAUAAUCUUCCAUUGUCACCGAGCUGUUUUAGCUGCUUGCAGCAAUUAUUUUAAGGCAAUGUUCACAGCUGACAUGAAAGAAAAAUUUAAAAAUAAAAUAAAACUCUCUGGCAUCCACCAUGAUAUUCUGGAAGGCCUUGUAAAUUAUGCAUACACUUCCCAAAUUGAAAUAACUAAAAGAAAUGUUCAAAGCCUGCUUGAGGCAGCAGAUCUGCUACAGUUCCUUUCAGUAAAGAAGGCUUGUGAGCGGUUUUUGGUAAGGCACUUGGAUAUUGAUAAUUGUAUUGGAAUGCACUCCUUUGCAGAAUUUCAUGUGUGUCCAGAACUUGAGAAGGAAUCUCGAAGAAUUCUGUGUUCAAAGUUUAAGGAAGUGUGGCAACAAGAAGAAUUUCUGGAAAUCAGCCUUGAAAAGUUUCUCUUUAUCUUGUCCAGAAAGAAUCUCAGUGUUUGGAAAGAAGAAGCUAUCAUAGAACCAGUUAUUAAGUGGACUGCUCAUGAUGUAGAAAAUCGAAUUGAAUGCCUAUAUAAUCUACUGAGCUAUAUCAACAUUGAUAUAGAUCCAGUGUACUUAAAAACAGCCUUAGGCCUUCAAAGAAGCUGCCUGCUAACUGAAAAUAAGAUCCGCUCUCUAAUAUACAAUGCCUUGAAUCCCAUGCAUAAAGAGAUUUCCCAGAGAUCCACAGCCACAAUGUAUAUAAUUGGAGGCUAUUACUGGCAUCCUUUAUCAGAGGUUCACAUAUGGGAUCCUUUGACAAAUGUUUGGAUUCAGGGAGCAGAAAUACCAGAUUAUACCAGGGAGAGUUAUGGUGUUACGUGUUUAGGACCCAACAUUUACGUAACUGGGGGCUACAGGACGGAUAACAUAGAAGCUCUUGACACAGUGUGGAUCUAUAACAGUGAAAGUGAUGAAUGGACAGAAGGUUUGCCAAUGCUCAAUGCCAGGUAUUACCACUGUGCAGUCACCUUGGGUGGCUGUGUCUAUGCUUUAGGUGGUUACAGAAAAGGGGCUCCAGCAGAGGAGGCUGAAUUCUAUGAUCCAUUAAAAGAGAAAUGGAUUCCUAUUGCAAACAUGAUUAAAGGUGUGGGAAAUGCUACUGCCUGUGUCUUACAUGAUGUUAUCUACGUCAUUGGUGGCCACUGUGGCUACAGAGGAAGCUGCACCUAUGACAAGGUUCAGAGCUACAAUUCUGAUAUCAACGAAUGGAGCCUCAUCACCUCCAGUCCACAUCCAGAAUAUGGAUUGUGCUCAGUUCCGUUUGAAAAUAAGCUCUAUCUAGUCGGUGGACAAACUACAAUCACAGAAUGCUAUGACCCUGAACAAAAUGAAUGGAGAGAGAUAGCUCCCAUGAUGGAAAGGAGGAUGGAGUGCGGUGCCGUCAUCAUGAAUGGAUGUAUUUAUGUCACUGGAGGAUACUCCUACUCAAAGGGAACGUAUCUUCAGAGCAUUGAGAAAUAUGAUCCAGAUCUUAAUAAGUGGGAAAUAGUGGGUAAUCUUCCCAGUGCCAUGCGGUCUCAUGGGUGUGUUUGUGUGUAUAAUGUCUGA